Messenger RNA from Fopius arisanus, 2556 nucleotides. It is a transcript of the gene Snx3, whose product is annotated as sorting nexin 3. Gene Ontology annotation, molecular function: phosphatidylinositol-3-phosphate binding. Bases 185 to 676 code for a protein of 163 amino acids. The transcript is spliced from 4 exons. The record is from RefSeq and is a predicted model, not a curated record. Gene Ontology annotation, biological process: endocytic recycling; late endosome to Golgi transport. Gene Ontology annotation, cellular component: retromer complex; early endosome membrane. NCBI's taxonomy places the organism in Eukaryota, Metazoa, Arthropoda, Insecta, Hymenoptera, Braconidae.
ACACUGCGAAUGGAGUUGUGGCCUUUGGAUACUCCGAACGUCAAGAGCUGAGGAAUCUGAAUCUGUCUGAACCUAGACUCCAGUGUAUCAUCCUCUUUGGUUAUCAUUAUAACUCUUAUCUCGUGUAGGUGGAUAUUCUCUCGCAUCUGUGUCAUACCGUGAUUCCCGUCAACAAUAAUUAAUAAUGGCUGAUACGACAGUGGAUGCAACAAGACGAUUGAAUGUCAAGAAACAGACGUUGGACGAUGCGUACGCUGCACCAGCUAAUUUUCUUGAAAUUGACGUGAUCAAUCCGAUAACUCACGGUGUCGGCAAGAAACGAUACACCGAUUAUGAAGUUCGGAUGAGGACUAAUCUGCCAGUUUUCAAGGUGAAGGAGUCCAGUGUGAGGAGGAGGUACAGCGAUUUUGAGUGGCUGAGGAACGAAUUGGAACGCGAUAGUAAGAUUGUCGUGCCUCCACUCCCCAGUAAAGCCUGGAAGCGACAGAUGCCUUUUCGAGGGGACGAUGGUAUCUUCGAGGACGAAUUCAUCGAGGAUCGCAGGAAGGGAUUAGAGAUUUUCGUUAAUAAGAUUGCUGGGCAUCCACUGGCCCAAAACGAGCGAUGUUUACACAUGUUCCUGCAGGAGCCAAUGAUAGACAAGAACUACGUCCCAGGAAAAAUAAGAAAUACGUAGACUCACUCCUUAACAUUAUUUUCCCGUGAUUUUUUUUCGCUGAGCAGUCUUUUGGGGUCAUUGCCACAUCCAUUAACUCCAAAAUAUUCACCGAGACCGGAGAUUUAUCGAUGUUAUCACAGUAUAUUUAUUUCUCUCACACCGAUAAGAGAAUAAUUCGGGAGAACAAGAAAUUGUGGAUGAAAAUUCAAUGACUUUGGGUGCUACUCGAAUUAAAAAUCUGAAGAUCUUUAAAAUUUUACCCUGGCUAAAUUUUUCAUAACGAUAAUUAAUUUAAUAGCGAACUGUUAAAAUGCUAUGAGUCAAAUUAAAAAUUAUUCGUAAUCAGCGAUUUAUCUCGAAAACUAUUGAUUGCUCGAAGAAAUGACAAAAGACAUUUUUUCUCGGUUAUUUAUUUAUCUGAAAAAAAGUCCCUAACCAUUUUUAUUGUAGAUAAAUAGUCUUCGAGAUAAAUGGAUAAUAAGAAAUGAAAUUCGAUGUGUGUCGCUUUAUCAAUUCGCUACUGAAUAAAAUCCCAAAUUUAUUCAUGUGGAGAUGAUGGAAACAACCAUGACAGGAGAUUUUUUGAUAUUUAAAAAUUUACAUUUACAUCGGGUGGGCGCAAAUGGUUUGUAAGUGCUAGCUGUAUUUAUAUAACAAAUACGUCUCCUUGAGACUCUUGUUUAUAUUCACUGCACCAGCAGUUGAUUUUUUCCCCUUUCGAAAUCACGACAGGAGUGAACAAGAACGUAAUGUUACAGUAUGAAAUCAUGUAGAAUUAAGGAUGAUAUUUCUUGUUGAACGAUUGAAAUGAAAAAUGUUUGCAGGAUGUGAUAAGGAUUAAAUUUUCGUCACUCCUUAGGCAACAGAACUUCUUUAUUUCAAGUAAUCAGGGGUGUGCGAAUUAUUCGAAGUGACGGAUAAAUAAAAAGACUAUUCUUCAAAAUCAUUAUGUAAAUCGCAAAAUUUUUUUUUAUUUUAAUUUACAAAAAAGACCAAUGAGUUAAUUCUCUAUUUUUUUUAGAUUUUCAUUAUUUUAUAAAAGGAGUAGGGGAGACGCGGGAAAAUAAUCGAUUGGAUGAAUCCAUUAUUCAACAUUUCACGUUUUCCACAAUUUUAUUACACUUGACUGAUUAAUAAAAUGUUCAAUUUCCAUAUAAGAAAUUUCAUGUUCAGAAUAAAAAAUGAGCGAUUCAAAUUAUGGGGGGUAUUUCUUGAGACUGUUGAAAAAUAAAAAAAGUAAGAAAAUAAUUAAAUUAGCAAAAAACACUGGGACACUGUCCAAAAUUUUUUAGCGAAAAAAAGAAACGACUGGGUGUGAGUUAAAAAGGCUUUUUCACACGUGUCCCAUUUUGCCCAGCUCUCCCCUAAUUGUCAAAUGAAUUUCCUUAACGCCUUUACGUUUUAGCCCACGAGAAAAAUAAUGCGAUUUGAUUCGAACUAUUGGCGCACCCCUCAAAAUAAUCUAGUUUAUACCAUAAAAUACGUUUGUAAUGCUCACAUUUUAUUUCUCAAUUUUCCAUCGAUUCAGUACGAAAAUCAAGCAGUACCUGCAUGGAUCAGUAAAAUAAAAAAUUCAAUAACUAAUGAAAAAUUGAUGAAACAUGCGGGUACUCGCUUUAUUGUACCCGAAAUAUUAAUAAAUCUCAUUGUGAUCGGAAUAUUAAAAUAAUACACGUAUAAUUUAAUUGAUAAUGCAAGGUAAUGUGGAAGAGGAAUUUUUAUGAAAAUUCUUAUGGUAAUUUGUACAUUGUAAUUGAGUGAAUCUGUCAAGCACCUUUUCGACAACAAUACCGUAUUAUAUCACAAUAGUGGUGUUUAUACCAGUUUGUUGCACUCAAUUAUAACUGGAGGCAGACAUAAUAUUGGAAAUUAUGAAUAAAAUCAUUACUUUUCAAGGA